AUGGCAGUGGAGGGCAUUUUGAGUUGUGACAAGUUUGAAGAUAAUGCGGUCUUAUCUGAGAAAUUGAAGAGCCAGCUGAAGGACUUGGGAUACAUUCACAUGACGCAGAUCCAGACCUACGCGAUCCCGAAGUUGCUGGAGGGUCGGGACGUUUUGGGUGCUGCGAAGACGGGUAGCGGCAAGACGUUGGCGUUUGUGGUUCCGGCGUUGGACUUGCUGUGGCGGUUGAAGGUGACUAGCGCAAUGGGGACGGUUGUGUUGAUCUUGGGUCCUACUCGCGAGUUGAUAUUGCAGAUUUCUGAAGUGGUUCGGGCAGUGGGUGCAAACGUGUCCCACACCUUUGGCGCGAUCAUGGGGGGCAGCAACCGGAAGGAGGAGGCGAAGCGCCUGGCCAAGGGCGUGAAUUUGUUGGUCGCAACGCCUGGGCGAUUGCUGGACCACCUGGAGAACACGAAGGAGUUUGUGUACAAGAACCUGGCCAUGCUGGUGCUGGACGAGGCAGACCGGAUGUUGGACGUCGGCUUCGAGCGGGAGUUGACCAAAAUCCUUGCGAAGCUCCCGGAGGAUCGUCAAACCGCUUUGUUCUCAGCCACUCAGACGACCAAGAUUGUCGACUUGGUGCGAAUGAGUUUAAAGAACCCGGUGCUAGUAAAGGUGCAGGAUGCCAGCACCACGGUAGCGGGUCUGAAACAGUAUUACGUUAUCUGCAACAGUGCAGAUAGACUCUCAUUGCUGUAUAAAGUUCUGAAAGAAAAAUGUAAGGUAGUUGUGAAGAAGAAGAAGUCGGCUCUUGACGACAACAAUAACGAGGACAACAAUAAGGAGGACAACAAUAAGGAGGACAACAAUAAGGAGGACAACAAUAAGGAGGACAACGGUGGUAAACAAGCUGGUAAACAAGCUGGUAAACAAGCUGGCGUUAAGGGUAAAGGUAGUGAUAGAAUGUUGAAGAUAAUGGUAUUCUUCUCUUCCUGUCAGUCUUGUCAGUUUCACGAGGAUCUAUUCCGAUUGUUCGAAGGAUUCAACAAGAUCAGUUCGUUGCAUGGACAGAAGAAGCAGAGUAAGCGGAUUGAAACUUACAACCAGUUUUGCCUUGCGGAAGAGGGUGUCUUGUUUUGCACCAACAUCGCUGCAAGAGGUUUAGACUUCCCGAAUGUCGAUUAUAUCAUUCAAUUCGACCCACCAGAUGACGUGCGCGAUUAUAUACAUCGGGUUGGCCGAACGGCACGCGGUCUAUUGGGUCAAGGCUCAUCGUUGCUAUUCCUCUUACCCGAAGAGCUCCAGUACUUACAUUACUUGAAGGAAGAAAAAAUUCACCCCAAUCGAGUGGAGUCAACAUACAAAUCACUUAAUAAAAUACAACGACAAAUACUUCUUCUCAUUAAUCAAACGCCAGAACUAAAACAACAAGCAAGAACCGCCUAUCAGAAGUACCUCCUCGCAUACCAUUCCCAUUUCCUUAAAGACACCUUCGAUGUUAACAAUCUUAAACUCGAUGGGGUCGCCAUGUCAUUCGGACUAGACAGCGUUCCAAAAGUCGACCUACCUGGAAUAAACGCCCUCAAGAAAAAACGGGACCGGCGUCCAAACCGAGACCGGGCCAAGCAAGCGAAACAUUAA
This is a messenger RNA of Gregarina niphandrodes, 1620 nucleotides long. Its product is annotated as putative DEAD-box ATP-dependent RNA helicase. The record is from RefSeq and is a predicted model, not a curated record. Gene Ontology annotation, cellular component: nucleolus. Gene Ontology annotation, biological process: maturation of LSU-rRNA from tricistronic rRNA transcript (SSU-rRNA, 5.8S rRNA, LSU-rRNA). The transcript has a single exon. NCBI's taxonomy places the organism in Eukaryota, Apicomplexa, Conoidasida, Eugregarinorida, Gregarinidae. Gene Ontology annotation, molecular function: nucleic acid binding; ATP binding. The coding region runs from base 1 to 1620 and encodes 539 amino acids.